GUCGCAUCUCACCGCAUCCCAUCGCAUCUCAUCGCAUCUCAGGGCUUCUCACCGCAUUUUUUACCGCAUCUUACCGCAAUGGCCAACCAGAGGGAGCAGCGCUUUCCCGCCUCGGUGCGACUCAUCGGGGUGAUGCACAAGGGUCCGAGCAGGGUGUUCAUGACCUCAGUGUUUUGGUCAGACCAGACUGAAAUAAUUGUGUACAGAUCAUUUCAGGAGUUUAAGAAGCUCCAUAAGCGGCUGAAGAAGAAAUUCCCUCCAGAAAACCCGUUCCGGAGAUCAGAUAGAGUUCUGCCAAGUUUCAGAGCAAAAACCAUAAAGAACAACUUUCAGAAGAAGGGUCCCAGCAAAUCAGUGCUUCGCUUGAAGUCCCUCGAAAAGUACUGCGGCGAACUGCUGUCCUGUGAUCCCAAUGUGGCACAGAGUGCCGAGGUGGUCCAGUUCUUCCUGCCACAAAACCGCGACCUGGAGCCAGACUAUGGAAAGAACAGCUUUGUUAUCAUGCCGUCGGACGACCCCUCAGAAGGCGAGGCAUCAAACGAUGGCAAACGUCACAGCAUGGGAAACAUUACGCAGCCCUUCGUGGCUGAGACAUACCGGUGUGUGGCCCCCUACGAGACUAAGGACACCAAGAACCGACCCUUCAGCAUAGCUGUCAACGAGGCAGUGGAUGUGCUCAUCAAAGACAAAGCCGGAUGGUGGCUGGUGGAGAAUGAUGAGAAACGCUUGGCCUGGUUCCCGGCACCUUUUCUCGAGACAUGUGAGGAUGACGAAGAAGAUGAAGAAGACGAGGAUGAAGGUGCGCUGUUCUGCGUGGUGAGGAACUUUCAGUCCUCCAAAGACGAUGAGCUGUCUGUGAACAUCGGCUCUAAGGUGCAAGUGCUGCAGAAGUCAGACAAUGGCUGGUGGCUCGUCAGACACCACGGUAAGGCUGGGUACGUGCCCUCCAUGUACCUGCAGCCGUACACCAACCCACACGUGCGCCUGCAGGCUGUGCAGAAGGACAUGCGCAGCUCCUCCCUUUGCCUGGCCCAGCUGCACUUCUCAGAGCCUAGACUCCAGGAGACCCUGCAGCUGCCCCCCAACAACCGCAAGGAGAGCUGCCCGAGGCCUAGCCCAAAACAGAGGUCACGCUCCAUGGAGCUCCUGUCGGAGUCCCUCGGCAGCAGCACGCCUCCGAUCUCGGAAGAGCUUCCAGGGCCCAAGAGCCACCCGAGCACCGACAGCGAGGGCAGCGAGGGCAGCGAGUUCAGCUUCAGCGACGACAUCAGCUCCUCGGGCAUCGACUCCGUCGGCGCAAGCCGCUCGGAUGGGGAGGAGCCCAGCUGCGCCCCUCAGGCCGAGCCGCACGGUGGGCGCCGUGGGUCGAACCCCCAAAAUGCUCCCUCCCCUCCAAAGAUGCCGCCGCGCCCACGACCACAAGAAAUUUUCAGCAGGUGCACGACCAUCACUCGCAAGGCUGCCCUCACCUACAAAGCCAACCUGUUUGCGGAAAACGUACAGAGCCGCGUUCGCUAGGUCAUAGGAGAGCGGAAAGUGGACAGUGAUGAGCUGACGAUACACUUAUAUAUAAAAAUAUAAAAUGAUAUACAAAAUAUUUAAAAAUGAUGAGGCUCAUUGAUAAAAAAAUCUCUUUUUGGUGCAUGUUUGUUUUAUCUGUGUUUACCUUGGCAAUGUAGCACUGCAGUGUCGA
Molecule: messenger RNA, 1693 nt
Organism: Scleropages formosus (Asian bonytongue)
Lineage: Eukaryota; Metazoa; Chordata; Actinopteri; Osteoglossiformes; Osteoglossidae
Gene: noxo1b
Product: NADPH oxidase organizer 1b
Exons: 8
Coding region: 79-1518 (479 amino acids)
Biological process (GO): superoxide anion generation
Cellular component (GO): cytoplasm
Molecular function (GO): superoxide-generating NADPH oxidase activator activity; protein binding; phosphatidylinositol binding
Source: RefSeq, a predicted model, not a curated record